AUGUUCACUGGAAAAAGUUCCGAACAAGUUGUUGUUCUCGGUGGAACUGGCAAACAAGGCGGUGAAGUUGUUCAAGAAUUAUUAGAACGUAAAAAGUUUAAUGCAGCUAUUAUAACAAGAAAUCCAGAGAGCGCAAAAGCCAAAGAAUUACUGUCAAAAGGUGUUCAAGUUAUAAAAGUUGAUUUAGACAAAGUUACAACAGAUGAGUUAGCCAAUGUAUUUCAAGGAAGCUAUGGUGUAUUUUCUGUACAAGAAAUGGGAAAGAAUGAAGUUAAACAAGGAAUUAUGGUUGCCGAUGCAUGCAAAAAAGCCAAUGUUCAACAUUUAGUGUAUUCAAGCGUUAAUGCAGCAGAAAAAGCACCCAAUGUUCCGCAUUUCCAUUCAAAAUAUUUAAUUGAACAACAUAUAAAACAAUUGAAUUUACCCAAUUUCACUAUCCUUAGACCGACGUGUUUGAUGGACAAUUUUGACGACCCACAAAUGCAACCAAAAUAUUCUUCUCUCAUGUUCUUAAUCAAACCCACCACAAAAUUACAGUGGAUUGCAUGCAAAGAUAUCGGAAUAGCAGCAAAUAAAGCCUUUGAGGAGCCGAAAAAAUAUGCUAAAAAAACCGUCAGUUUAGCUGGUGAUAAUUUAACGGGAACUGAACUAGCACAAGUAUUUAGUCGUGUAUUGGGUCGCGAUUUGAAAUAUAAAAAGAUGCCUUCAAUAAUAUUACGAUUGUAUUCAAACGAAAUGUAUAAAAUGGCGGACUUUUUCGAGAAAACAGGUUAUGAUACCAAUAUUCCCGAGGUAAAAAAAGAAUUUCCACAGUUAAGAACAAUGGAACAAUGGUUAAAAGAAAAUGAAUGGGAUAAAAAACCACCACCUAAAAAAUCAACUUGUUCAAUUAUGUAA
Messenger RNA from Didymodactylos carnosus, 897 nucleotides. The record is from the annotation of a GenBank genome assembly. NCBI's taxonomy places the organism in Eukaryota, Metazoa, Rotifera, Eurotatoria, Philodinida, Philodinidae.